Cricetulus griseus (Chinese hamster) is the source of this 1317-nucleotide messenger RNA. The record is from RefSeq and is a predicted model, not a curated record. Lineage: Eukaryota; Metazoa; Chordata; Mammalia; Rodentia; Cricetidae.
AUGGAAUAUUUGAUACUGAAAAUGUCUUACUGCCUGUUCAUCCUUCUGUUUCUCACGCCUGGCAUUUUAAGCAUUUGUCCUCUCCAAUGUAUAUGCACAGAGAGGCACAGGCAUGUGGACUGUUCAGGCAGAAACUUGACUACAUUACCAUCGGGACUGCAAGAGAACAUUAUACAUUUAAAUUUGUCUUAUAACCAUUUUACUGAUCUGCAUAACCAGUUAACCCAAUAUACCAAUCUGAGGACCCUGGAUAUUUCAAACAACAGGCUUGAAAGUCUGCCUGCUCAGUUACCUCGGUCUCUCUGGAACAUGUCUGCUGCUAACAACAACAUUAAACUUCUUGACAAAUCUGAUACUGCUUAUCAGUGGAACCUUAAAUACCUGGAUGUUUCUAAGAAUAUGCUGGAAAAAGUUGUUCUCAUUAAAAAUACCCUAAGAAGUCUUGAGGUUCUCAACCUCAGCAGUAACAAACUUUGGACAGUUCCAACCAACAUGCCUUCCAAACUACAUAUUGUGGACCUGUCUAAUAACUCACUGACACAAAUCCUUCCAGGGACACUAAUAAACCUGACAAAUCUCACACAUCUUUACCUGCACAACAAUAAAUUCACAUUCAUUCCAGAUCAAUCUUUUGACCAACUCUUGCAGCUGCAAGAGAUAACGCUUCAUAAUAACAGGUGGUCAUGUGACCAUAGACAAAACAUUACUUACUUAUUGAAGUGGAUGAUGGAAACAAAAGCCCAUGUGAUAGGGACUCCUUGUUCUGACCAAGUAUCUUCUCUGAAGGAACAGAUGUACCCCACACCUCCUGGAUUUACCUCAAGCGUAUUUACUAUCAGUGGGAUGCAGACAGUAGACACCAUUAACUCUCUGAGUAUGGUAACUCAACCCAAAGUGACCAAAAUGCCCAAACAAUAUCGAGGAAAGGAAACAUUUGGUGUCACACUAAGCAGCGAUACCACUUUUACUAGCACUGAUAAGGCUUUGGUGCCCUAUCCAAAAGACACAUCCACAGAAAUGACCAAUUCACAUGAAGCAGCAGCUGCAACUCUAACUAUUCACCUCCAUGAUGGAAUGAUUUCAAACACAAGCCUCACUAGUGCAACAAAAUCACCCCCAACACCCAUGACCCUAAGUAUCACUAGUGGCAUGCCAAGUAACUUCUCUGAAAUGCCUCAACAAAGCACAACCCUCAACUUACGGAGGGAAGAAACAACUGCAAAUGUAAAGACUCAACUACCUUCUGCGGCUAGUGCUUGGAAAGUAAAUGCUUCACUUCUCUUUAUGCUCAAUGCUAUGGUCAUGCUGGCUAGUUGA